AUGGAAUCCGUGUUUCUUCGCGCCUGGUCAACCCAUGUCGAUGAUGGUUUUGUGUCGUUGUUCGUCACGUGUAUUCUGUUUGUCAUGACUGUUUGCCUCCUGGUAUAUUGGCACCGAGAGUCUCUGGCGUGCCUCUCCCCACGGGAUGGCAAAUCUCUACCCCCGGGGAAUAAUGGCCUGCCGUUUCUUGGCGAGACCCAUCUGCUUGCUUCACAGAAGGAUGAUUUCUUCCGUAUACGUCGCACGCAGUUUGGCGCCAUUUUCCGCACGCACCUGUUCGGGUGUCCGGCUGUGCGGGUGACUGGUGAGGCAAACAUUAAACAGCUGAUACAGAUGGAGGGUCGUCAGGUGAGGUCCUUCUACCCCGUGUCGGUCCGACGUCUCCUCGGUGAUAGCGCCAUUGCAACCACGUCUGGACCACAUCAUCGUGAACGGAAGCGCCACCUCACUCAAUAUCUGUCCCGCGACUUCUUCCAAAACCACGUACCACUAUUCUCAAAGGUUGUCAACGAGCACCUUAUGAAAUGGGACAAACAGGAAGUGAUAGAUAUGUACCCAGCAUGCAAAGCUCUCUCGGCGGAAGUUGCGUCACGGUUCCUGCUCGACAUGGACUUAUCGCCGGCUCAGCUUGACGAGAUCAGAAGUCUGUUGUCGGAGUUUACAGACAAUUUGUUCUGUUUUCCUGUGUAUUUCCCAGGCACAAGCUAUUAUAAGGCCUACAACGCGAAGAAAAGACUGUUGACAAUUAUGGAAGAGAUCUCCAAAACUGAGAGCACAUGCAACAAACAGACAUCUGUGCUUGCAGAGACGUUGCAGCCCACCUCAGACCUGCACGGAUCCCAGACCCCACUGCAGAUGCUGGAAACACUCUUUGAACUGCUGUUUGUCGGAGCCGACAACAAUGGCUCGGGGAUGUUCGCCAUCAUCAACCUUCUUGCCAGGCACCCUGAGGUUGUCAACAAGAUACACGUGGAACUUGAGGAGGCGGGGCUGGUGGGUGGAACUGGUGGAGACCACGCCCCUGAAGAUAUCACUUUGGAGCAGGUGCGCGGUCUGCCCUACAUUCGGGCAGUGCUGAAGGAGUCUAUGAGAUUAAUGCCCCCUGUUGGCGGUUUCUACAGAACUGUCACGGAAGCCUUCACAAUCAAUAACUUCUACAUCCCAAAAGGCUGGCGAGUCAUAGCUGGGAUCAGAGAAACCCAUGAGAACGACCCUGCUAUCACUGACCCUCUGAGCUUCGACCCCGACCGUUGGCUCAAUAGAGAUACCAAGCCUGCAUUCCUGGCCUUCGGGGGUGGCUCCCCGGGUCUGUCCGGGAAAAGAAUACGCCGACAUCUUGCUACGGGUGUUCAUCAUUAA
Molecule: messenger RNA, 1359 nt
Organism: Haliotis rubra (blacklip abalone)
Lineage: Eukaryota; Metazoa; Mollusca; Gastropoda; Lepetellida; Haliotidae
Product: cytochrome P450 26B1-like
Exons: 4
Coding region: 1-1359 (452 amino acids)
Biological process (GO): sterol metabolic process
Molecular function (GO): oxidoreductase activity, acting on paired donors, with incorporation or reduction of molecular oxygen; iron ion binding; heme binding
Source: RefSeq, a predicted model, not a curated record